GGGACAGUGUGUGGCGCUCGGAACAUGGCGGGCGUCUGCGACGCGGCCGCCCCGGGAGAAGGCGGCGGUGGCGGCGCGGACGGCCCCGAUCGGACGGGCCGCGGCGAGGCGGAGCAGCCGGGCGGUGGCGGCCACGGGCCCGCGCCGCAGCACACCGAGACGCUGGGCUUCUACGAGAGCGACCGGCGGCGGGAAAAGCGCCGCGGCCGCGCAGAACUUUCAUUAUUGAGGUUCCUCAGUGCUGAACUAACAAGAGGGUACUUCCUCGAACAUAACGAGGCCAAGUAUACAGAGCGAAGAGAAAGAGUGUACACUUGUAUGCGAAUACCAAGAGAAUUGGAAAAGCUCAUGUUUUUUGGAAUUUUCCUGUGCCUCGAUGCCUUUCUGUAUGUGUUCACCCUGCUUCCUUUAAGAGUCUUCCUGGCGCUGUUCAGGCUCUUCACUCUGCCUUGCUAUGGCCUGCGGGACAGACGUGUGCUUCAACCUGCACAGGUGUGUGACAUUUUGAAGGGUGUCAUCUUGAUAAUCUGCUAUUUUAUGAUGCACUAUGUUGACUACUCCAUGAUGUACCACCUCAUAAGAGGGCAGUCUGUCAUCAAGCUCUACAUCAUCUACAACAUGCUGGAGGUAGCUGACCGUCUGUUCUCCUCUUUUGGACAAGAUAUCUUAGAUGCUCUCUACUGGACAGCCACAGAGCCUAAAGAAAGAAAAAGAGCACACAUUGGAGUCAUCCCUCACUUCUUCAUGGCUGUUCUCUAUGUCUUUCUACAUGCAAUUCUCAUAAUGGUUCAAGCAACGACACUCAAUGUGGCUUUCAACUCACAUAACAAGUCACUGCUUACUAUCAUGAUGUCAAACAACUUUGUUGAAAUUAAAGGAAGUGUUUUCAAGAAGUUUGAAAAGAACAAUCUCUUUCAGAUGUCAAAUAGUGAUAUUAAGGAACGAUUCACAAAUUAUGUGCUCUUGCUAAUAGUGUGCUUAAGAAACAUGGAACAGUUUUCUUGGAAUCCAGAUCAUCUCUGGGUCUUGUUUCCUGAUGUCUGUAUGGUGAUCGCAUCAGAAAUUGCUGUGGAUAUUGUAAAGCACGCCUUUAUCACCAAAUUCAAUGACAUCACUGCAGAUGUCUACAGCGAAUAUAGAGCCAGCCUUGCUUUUGACCUUGUUAGCAGCCGGCAGAAAAAUGCAUAUACAGACUACAGUGACUCAGUAGCACGGAGGAUGGGAUUUAUUCCUCUCCCGCUAGCUGUCUUACUCAUCAGAGUUGUAACAAGCUCAAUUAAAGUGCAAGGAAUCCUGUCCUAUGCCUGUGUGAUACUCUUCUAUUUUGGGUUGAUCUCCCUGAAAGUACUUAACAGCAUUGUGCUGUUGGGCAAGUCAUGUCAAUAUGUGAAGGAAGCCAAGAUGGAAGAGAAGCUGUUCAAUCCUCCCCCAGCCAGCACUCCCGGCAAACCCUCCAGUAAAUCCCAGAGCAAGGGCAAGUCCUCUCAAGGCCUUUCCACAGAAGAGAACCUGUCCACUUCUGCCACCAGCCAGCCUGUCCAUCAGAAAGAAAACGUCAUACCCUUACUUGUGACCAGCAAUUCCGAUCAGUUUCUGACAACCCCAGAUGGCGAUGAGAAGGACAUAACACAGGAGAACUCUGAAUUAAAACACAGAUCCUCAAAGAAAGAUUUGCUAGAGAUAGACAGGUUCACAAUCUGUGGGAACCGGAUUGACUGAGGUUGUGGCUGACGAGGUGAAGAUGCCGGGCCCUGGGACCACAAAUGCUGGUCCGCCAGGACACACUUGCUAAAAGUGGCAUUUAAUAUUUAUUUAAAACCUUAAAUUAUUAAUGGCAAGCAAAUCUUAGUAUCUUUCUUCCAGUAAUGUGGCCUGGCAAAAGGGCAGAUCACGGAACAGCGCCGGCUCCUGGCCUCGACUGGAAUGCUGAUGGAAGAUGAAUACUCCUCCUGCUUGGCCAACAGCAGCGGCGCUCCUGGCACCCAGCCAGAGAGCACUGCAGGAGCUCCUUUGCUUCGUCAGCCCGGGCUUCCUGAAUGGUGGAUUUCCCUCAAGGCCUCGUCAGUAUAAGGACAUACCUGGGAAACUGUGAAGCUUUUACCCUGGUUAUCUUUCCGGCCUCAUACAGUUUCACAAACUCUCUCCAAAUUUGACUUCACCUGCCAAAGCACUAAAAAAAAUUAUUAAAUAUAAGUCCAGAUAAAUGUUCUUACCACCAGAGUCAUCCUUGGCAAUACAUCUGAACUAAUAAGCAAAAUAAAAGACUACAUAAAUACAUGGUGAAUAACAGCAUCUUAUAGGAAACAGAGCUCUUGGCCCCUCCAUUUACUUCAUGAAGGUCAUGUGUAAUUGUCUCAGUUACUCUCCGAGCAGUGUGAGCUGUGUGGAACCUCAUGGCAGUGACGCAGUAAAAGGCAGUCUGUAACGAACACACAGAGCAGUGUCAACUCUAAGGUGUGCUUAACCCGGUUUCGUUUUAAAUUGCAUCAGUUAUUGCAAAUUAAAAGAUUUGGUGGUGAAUUGGCUGAAAAGCUGUUGAUACACAAAAUCAAAGUGGUUGCUAUCAACAGGCCGGUUUAUUUUUGUUUUGAGCAACAUUUUGUUUAUUUGGUUUUUUUCAAGACAAGGUUUCUCUGUGUAGCUUUGGAACCUGUCCUGGAACUAGCUCUUCUAGACCAGGCUGGCCUUGAACUCACAGAGAUCCGCCUGCCUCUGCUACCCCAGUGCUGGGAUUAAACGCAUGUGCUGCCGCCACCUGGUUGAGUAACACUUUCAAAGUAUUCACAACAGGUUGAGCAGCAUCACCUUGCUGGGCUCAUAGAAUGCAUUUGUCCUUCCAUGGCUCUGUGUUCUAUCAAGGAAGGGGACGGCGGGUGCCUUUGCUGGGACAGUCCCUCAUAUGACUGUAAAGGGUACUGGGAUAGGAGAGGGUACUACACUGUGGACACUGGGAAUAGCAACCAAAAGGUGCUUUGGGUUUUUUGUUUGAGAUGAAGAUGCUGUUCCUGCUUCAUUAUUUGUUGGUGUCAUCCAAGGGCAAGUUCUUACCACCCCAUUUUUAUCUUGAGAACCUUUUCUGCACUUCUCUUUAAAAGAAAAUUGACCACUUCUGCUUUCUGAACUGUCCAGAAGAUGGUAUCUUAACUGCAUUUCCUUUACUGUCUCACUUCUGAAACUGCUCUCAUACAAACACUUCAGGCACAGAUGGCAAGUUUUAGAUGGUUUGCCUGUAUCCUGGAUAAAUAUAAAACUAGUUUUGAUGCUUUGGCUUAUGCAUUUAAAAUACAGGAGGGUUUCUAAUGAUUUGCACUAACAGAAUCUAAAGCUGUUGGAGAUGUUAUACAUGCCUUGUAAAACCAGGAAGCAGUUUUAAGUUUAAAAUGAACUUUGUCGUUCUUUUGUGUGUGUUUCAGUGGGGCCCCACUUUUAAAAUAUUCUUUUUACUGUCAAGAAAGUGUCCAUUGCAACUAGCAGCAGUGUGGAGAAAGCUUUGCCAAACGCAACCCUGAUCAGAACAAGAACAUUGCCUACAUGUAUCUUUCAGUUCCGCUCGGAUUUUGUGUUUCUGUGUUGUUUUCUGAAGAAUGCAUUUCCUUUGCAGAUGCUGUUCAGAGUGUGGAUGAUACUCACUUCUGUCAUAAUGGCAUUCAGUACUAAUUUUAUAAGUGCAUCUUGUGUGAAA
Messenger RNA from Chionomys nivalis (European snow vole), 3682 nucleotides. RefSeq names its product transmembrane anterior posterior transformation 1 (gene Tapt1). Gene Ontology annotation, biological process: maintenance of protein localization in endoplasmic reticulum; positive regulation of cilium assembly. The coding region runs from base 25 to 1719 and encodes 564 amino acids. The transcript has 14 exons. NCBI's taxonomy places the organism in Eukaryota, Metazoa, Chordata, Mammalia, Rodentia, Cricetidae. Gene Ontology annotation, cellular component: ciliary basal body; endoplasmic reticulum membrane. The record is from RefSeq and is a predicted model, not a curated record.